ACAGAAGUCUUUGGGAGCGCAUCACUCUCUGACAUGUUGGUCUACAGAAUUCUGUCCGUCGUCUUCAUGACGUCACUUCCCAGUCACCAGAGUCCUCUGAGAUGCGGUGAAAGAAACUGUGGUUCGUCAGGAACAUUCGAGAUAUUAGAACCAAUCAUGUUGUUGGUACUGAAGUCUCCCAUCUUAUACCAGAAUUCACAUAACGACAACAUUCCCAUGUAUGCGAGCCGUCAUAUUCGACGAUAUUCAAGAGAUUUGUCUACCACGUCAAGAGAAGGCAGAUUCUUAUUCAAAUCUGGUGCUAAAAAACUACAAAACUUAUUUUUAUGGUCAAGUUUACUUGCAAACUCAGCAGCGACUGGUAGUCUUUCAACUUCCAACUCCUUUAAUCUAUUCGGCAAAACUAUCAAUUCAGCAUUGUCUAUAGCAUAUGGUAAUAGGGGAUUCAUACCAGGUGCAAUACCACCGCUAGUUCCACCAGUGCUACCACCUUUUCCGAUACUACCAAUUAUACCUCCUGUUACUACCACAGCGAACAGCGAAACGUCGCCUGUAAUAAUCCCGAUCACAAGGUUUGGGCCUAUCCCAUCAAUUUCAGCGAGUGUAAGGAAUGAAAACCCAAGAAUCACGCCCGAGACUUCACAAACAGAUGAAACUAACCAAAGACAAUUAUUAGAUGAAUACUUGGAACUGGAAAAGAGGAAUCGAAAGCUCUUGAGCCAAUACAACAAUCUCAUUAAAGAACAGCAGAGAAUAACAAUAAAUCAGAACGAACAAUUGAAACAGUUUUUACAAGCACAUAACCUCAUGGUUGAUCAGUUUAACGAUAAAAUUUACUUUAACGUUCAAAGAUCUUAUGAAAUAUGAACCACGCGUCCCGUCGCGUGUUGUACAAGCAUCUCAUUAAAUUUUCUGUUACGUGAACAGGGCAGAAUAUUCAGAUGUAAAAGUUUAUAGCAUAUAUAUCUACGUUUAAAUGGUAUAACAAGCCUUUACGUGUCAUCCAUAAGGAGUCUUUGGUAAUCCUACCAUUAUUUGCAUCGUGGUCAAAAUGUAAUAAAUACUGCAUUAUUUUUGUGACAGUUGUACUAGAAAUCUAUGACCGAAAAGAAUGCAGACUAUUUAAAUAUCCUUGUGUACAUACGUUGAUAACUAUAAAACAAUCAAAUCAAUUGUUACUGCCAACACACAAAUAAAGUACAGUUAAAUGUU
Messenger RNA from Zootermopsis nevadensis, 1212 nucleotides. RefSeq lists its product as uncharacterized. The record is from RefSeq and is a predicted model, not a curated record. NCBI's taxonomy places the organism in Eukaryota, Metazoa, Arthropoda, Insecta, Blattodea, Termopsidae.